Aspergillus eucalypticola CBS 122712 is the source of this 1845-nucleotide messenger RNA. RefSeq names its product putative dihydroxy-acid dehydratase (gene ilv3C). The coding region runs from base 1 to 1830 and encodes 609 amino acids. Gene Ontology annotation, molecular function: hydro-lyase activity. The record is from RefSeq and is a predicted model, not a curated record. NCBI's taxonomy places the organism in Eukaryota, Fungi, Ascomycota, Eurotiomycetes, Eurotiales, Aspergillaceae. The transcript is spliced from 3 exons.
AUGGAGAAUAUCUCACACACCUCGCCUCGAAGCGACUAUGACCUAUCGACCCCCAUAACCUCCACCUCUGGACUCCGUCAAGGCCUAUCAUCCUAUGGCGAUGCGCAUUUCUCUCUAUUCCUGCGAAAAGUCUUCAUCAAGGCCCUGGGAUACUCCGAUGAGGCGCUCUCUCGCCCCAUAGUUGGCAUUAUCAAUACCUAUUCCGGGUUCAAUCCAUGCCACGCCAAUGUCCCUCAGCUGAUCGAAGCCGUGAAACGGGGCGUUCAUCUCCAGGGAGGGCUUGCUAUCGAGUUCCCGACGAUUAGUAUCCAGGAGAGCUUUUCUCAUCCAACAAGCAUGUUUCUGAGGAACUUGAUGAGUAUGGAUACCGAAGAGAUGAUUCGUGCUCAGCCGUUGGAUGCGUGCGUUAUGAUUGGAGGCUGUGAUAAAACUGUUCCUGCUCAGUUGAUGGGCGGCAUCUCUGCCAAAAAACCCAUCCUUCCGCUUAUAACGGGUCCGAUGUUGCCGGGGAGUCAUCGCGGGCAACGCAUUGGGGCUUGUACGGAUUGCCGAAAUAACUGGGCAGCGUUUCGAGCGAAGGAAAUUGAUAUUGAAGAAAUAUCGGCUAUCAAUGAGGAGCUGGCCCCGACGGUCGGAACGUGUGGGGUUAUGGGAACUGCCAGUACAAUGGCAUGCAUCACAGCAGCUCUGGGCAUGAUGCCGCUUCGUGGCGCGUCCGCGCCAGCAGUCUCAGCGAGAAUCCGAGUGGCCGAGGAAACAGGGGCAAAUGCAGUGGCGGUGGCACGCGCUGAACGACGACCUCAAGAUAUCCUCUCGAAGGAGUCCUUUUUAAACGCCAUCACGGUAUUACAAGCUAUCGGAGGUUCGACUAAUGCUGUUGUACACCUAAUGGCUAUUGUGAACAGACACCCCAAGUUACAAGGGGUAAUGACUUUACAGACUAUAGAGGAAGUAGGCCAGCAGACACCGCUCCUCAUUGACCUAAAGCCAAGUGGUGACAACUACAUGAACGACUUCCACAAUGCAGGUGGAAUGUUGGUGUUGCUUCAUACUCUCCGCCCACUUCUUCAUCUCUCAGCCAUGACCAUAAGCGGUCAAACGUUGGGCGAAGUACUGGAUUCUUCACCGUUCAGAACAUUUCCCCUUUCGCAGCAGAUCAUCAGACCGCUAUCUGAUCCUCUCCACCCUUCAUCCUCGCUAGUCAUUCUUCGGGGAAAUAUUGCUCCCGAUGGAGCCGUCAUGAAAGCAUCUGCAUCCAAGGAUCGACGCUUGCUCUCUCAUUCUGGGCCGGCCGUUGUCUUCGAGAACUCCGUAGACCUCGCCAAGCGCAUCGAUGAUCCCAACCUCGAGGUCACUCCAGAUUCAGUCUUGGUUCUAAAGGGCAUCGGGCCCAUAGGCAACCCCGGAAUGCCCGAAGCAGGCCUGAUACCUAUCCCACUCAAGCUUGGUGCCGCAGGUGUCAAGGAUAUGCUACGGCUGUCCGAUGGACGCAUGUCAGGAACAGCAGGAGGUACUAUUGUUCUUCAUAUAUCACCCGAGUCAGCGCUGCAGGAGUCGCCCUUCGGAGUGGUCCAAACAGGCGAUUUGAUUACUUGCGACAUUACGACGAGAAAGCUUCAGCUUGGGAUUUCAGAUGAAGAGCUGAAACGGCGAAUUGACGCCCGGAAACAGGCGCUCAAAGCUAGCGGGGCGGAAGCAUCGCAUGCUAAUCAGAGGAAAAGAGGGUAUCGAGGGCUGUAUGAACGAUCGGUGAACCAGGCACAGGAUGGCGCUGAUUUUGACUUUCUCGCAGCGAGUGGACCAUCAUUUAUGAUGGAAAGUAAACCAUAGAUAUUGAAUUGUUGU